UUCCCGCGAACCCGCCGCCCGCUCCCGACGCCGCCGCCGCCCCGAUGCCGGCCCGGGCCGCGACGCUGCCCCCGGCCCCGCUGCCCGCGGAGCUGCGCCGACGGCUGCAGGACCUGGAGCGGGAUGAGGAUGCGCUGAGCGAGCAGGAGAGCGUCCGGGAGAAGCUGAGCCUCAUCCAUGGCUUCCUGCAGGCCGAGGCGCAGCGGGAGCUGAGCGAGCUGGAGGCCAAACUGCGGCGCGAGGAGCUCUCCGAGGAGCGGUACCUGGCCGAGGUGAAGGCGCUGCUGCACCAGGAGCUCGCGGCCGAGAACGGCACCAACGGAUGCGCCGGCAUCGGCGGCUCCGGCAGCGACGAGGACUCGGAGCGAGCGGGCGGCGAUGGCGAGGACGACAGCGCCAUGGAGCUGGAGGAAGGCGCCGCCGCCACCGCCGUCAACGCCUCCUCUUCCUCGGCGGCCCCGGCGCGGCCGCGCAAGCCCAGGAGGAGCCGCUCCAACGGCGAGAGCAAGAAGUCUCCCGCCAGCUCCCGGGUCACCCGGAGCUCUGGGCGGCAGCUGAGCCUCCUGAGCCUGUUCUCCAAGGGGUCCACCAAGCGGAAAUCGGAGGAGGUCAACGGGGAAGCGAUGAGCGUGGAGAAGGAGGAAGAGGAGCAGGAGGAGAAGGACCAGGAGGAGAAGAGGAUGCGCAUGGAGACCAAAGAGGGCUUGGAAGCGAGGGAGGACCUGGCCCUGGUGAAGACCCCACCUCCCGCUAAAAGCACCCCCCCCAAGUGCCUCGACUGCCGGCAGUACCUGGACGAUCCCGACCUCAAGUUCUUCCAAGGGGAUCCCGACGAUGCCCUGGAGGAGCCGGAGAUGCUGACGGACGAGCGCUUGUCCCUCUUCGACGCCAACGAGGACGGGUUUGAGAGCUACGAGGACCUCCCGCAGCACAAAGUCACCUCCUUCAGCGUCUAUGACAAGAGAGGCCACUUGUGCCCCUUCGACACCGGCCUCAUCGAGAGGAACAUCGAGCUCUACUUCAGCGGGGCCGUGAAGCCCAUCUAUGAUGAUAACCCCUGCUUGGAUGGUGGGGUGAGAGCCAAGAAGCUGGGGCCCAUAAACGCCUGGUGGAUCACGGGCUUCGAUGGGGGGGAGAAGGCCUUGAUCGGCUUCACCACAGCCUUCGCGGAUUACAUCCUGAUGGAGCCCAGCGAGGAAUACGCUCCCACCUUCGCCCUCAUGCAGGAGAAGAUCUACAUGAGCAAGAUCGUGGUGGAGUUCCUGCAGAACAACCGCGACGUCGCCUACGAGGAUUUGCUCAACAAGAUCGAGACCACCGUCCCCCCCGCGGGGCUCAACUUCAACCGCUUCACAGAGGACUCGCUCCUGCGCCAUGCCCAGUUCGUGGUGGAGCAAGUGGAGAGCUACGACGAGGCCGGGGACAGCGACGAGCCCCCGGUGCUCAUCACGCCCUGCAUGCGGGACCUCAUCAAGCUGGCGGGGGUCACGCUGGGCAAGAGGCGAGCCGUGCGGCGCCAGGCCAUCCGGCACCCGACCCGCAUAGACAAGGACAAGGGGCCCACCAAAGCCACCACCACGCGCCUGGUUUACCUCAUCUUCGACACCUUCUUCUCGGAGCAGAUCGAGAAGGACGAGAAGGAGGAGGACAAAGAGAACGGCACCAAGCGCCGGCGCUGCGGCGUCUGCGAGGUUUGCCAGCAGCCGGAAUGUGGGAAGUGCAAAGCGUGCCAGAACAUGGUGAAGUUCGGGGGCAGCGGCCGCAGCAAACAGGCCUGCCUGCAGCGGAGAUGCCCCAACCUGGCCGUGCGGGAAGCGGAUGAGGAUGAGGAGGUGGAUGACAACAUCCCGGAGAUGCCGUCGCCCAAGAAGAUGCUGCAGGGCAGGAAGAAGAAGCAGAACAAGAGCCGCAUCUCCUGGGUCGGGGAGCCCAUCAAGAGCGAUGGGAAGAAGGAUUAUUACCAGCGGGUGUGCAUCGACCUGGAGACCCUGGAGGUGGGAGACUGCGUCUCCGUCAGCCCUGAUGAUCCCACCAAGCCCCUCUACCUCGCCAGGGUGACGGCCAUGUGGGAGGACAGCAGCGGGCAGAUGUUCCACGCGCACUGGUUCUGCCCUGGCUCCGACACGGUCCUGGGGGCCACCUCCGACCCCUUGGAGCUCUUCCUGGUGGACGAGUGCGAGGACAUGCAGCUCUCCUACAUCCACGGCAAAGUCAACGUCCUCUACAAGGCCCCCUCGCCCAACUGGGCCAUGGAGCAGGGCGGGCUGGACAUGGAGAUCAAGGUGGUGGAGGACGACGGGCGGACCUACUUCUACCAGAUGUGGUACGACCAGGAGUACGCGCGCUUCGAGUCGCCGCCCAAGACGCAGCCCACGGAGGACAACAGAUACAAGUUCUGCAUGAGCUGCGCCCGUCUGGAGGAGGUGAGGCACAAGGAGAUCCCCAAAGUGGCCGAGCCGUUGGAGGAAGGCGAAGGGAAGAUGUUCUACGCCGUGGCCACCAAGAACGGGGUGCAGUACCGGGUGGGAGAUGGGGUCUAUCUCCUGCCAGAAGCCUUCUCCUUCAGCGUGAAGCCCGCCAGCCCAGCCAAACGUCCCAAGAAGGAGGCCGUGGACGAGGAGCUGCACCCGGAGCACUACCGCAAGUACUCGGAGUACAUCAAGGGCAGCAACCUGGACGCGCCGGAGCCUUUCCGUGUGGGCCGCAUCAAGGAGAUCUUCUGCCCGCUGCGGAGCAACGGCAAAGCCAACGAGGCCGACAUCAAGCUGUUGGUCUGCAAGUUCUACCGACCGGAGAACACGCACAAGUCCAUGAAGGGCAGUUACCACGCCGACAUCAACCUCUUGUACUGGAGCGACGAGGAGGCCACGGUGGAGUUCCGCGCCGUGCAGGGCCGCUGCACCGUGGUCUAUGGGGAGGACCUGACCGAGAGCAUCCAGGAUUACUCGGCCGGGGGGCUGGACCGCUUCUACUUCCUGGAGGCUUACAACGCCAGAACCAAGAGCUUCGAGGAUCCUCCCAACCACGCGCGGAAUUCCGGCCAUAAAGGGAAGGGGAAAGGGAAAGGGAAAGGCAAAGGCAAGGGGAAGGCGACGUCGAGCUGCGAGCAGAGCGAGCCGGAGCCCCCCCAGCUGAAGCCACCCAAGCUGAGGACCUUGGACGUGUUCUCGGGCUGCGGGGGCUUGUCCGAGGGCUUCCACCAGGCAGGCGUCUCGGAGACGCUGUGGGCCAUCGAGAUGUGGGAGCCGGCGGCGCAGGCGUUCCGGCUCAACAACCCCGGCAGCACCGUGUUCACCGAGGACUGCAACGUCCUCCUCAAGCUGGUGAUGGGCGGCGAGAGGAGCAACGCCCUGGGGCAGAAGCUGCCGCAGAAGGGGGACGUGGAGAUGCUCUGCGGGGGCCCCCCCUGCCAGGGCUUCAGCGGCAUGAACCGCUUCAACUCCCGCACCUACUCCAAGUUCAAGAACUCCCUGGUGGUGUCCUUCCUCAGUUACUGUGAUUAUUACCGCCCGCGCUUCUUCCUGCUGGAGAACGUCCGGAACUCGUGUCCUGCAAGCGCUCCAUGGUGCUGAAGCUAACCCUGCGCUGCCUCGUCCGCAUGGGCUAUCAGUGCACCUUCGGGGUGCUGCAGGCCGGGCAGUCCGGCGUGGCCCAGCCCCGCCGCCGAGCCAUCGUCCUGGCCGCGGCGCCGGGGGAGAAGCUGCCCAUGUUCCCCGAGCCCCUGCACGUCUUCGCCCCCCGCGCCUGCCAGCUCAGCGUCGUGGUG
Pezoporus flaviventris is the source of this 3766-nucleotide messenger RNA. RefSeq names its product DNA methyltransferase 1 (gene DNMT1). The transcript has 28 exons. Gene Ontology annotation, molecular function: DNA binding; zinc ion binding; chromatin binding. Lineage: Eukaryota; Metazoa; Chordata; Aves; Psittaciformes; Psittacidae. The coding region runs from base 45 to 3572 and encodes 1175 amino acids. Gene Ontology annotation, cellular component: nucleus. The record is from RefSeq and is a predicted model, not a curated record.